AUGUCCAGGUCGGCAGAAGCUGCUCAAACCUUCUGUAAAGAUGGGCCUUGUACGCAACCCUACGAACCAGGUACUUGCUGCAUUUGGCGCCUCGCAUUCAACACUUGCCCUGUUUCGCCAAAUUACACCAAUUCCGAAUUCUGUGCACCGUGGCUGCCGACGAAUGGCAUUAUCGUCGGCUACACGCAGCCCCUCUUUGGGCUCGCCUCGCGCGCAUUCUGGAACACUACAAUACCAGCAAUGGUUUUACCGGGUAAAACUAUUAUCAUGGCUACCUUCUUCCUUGGUCAUUUGAAGAUAUCCACCACUACGAGCAUCAUCUCAGUUCUCCGGGCUGUGUGUGGCGACGGUUCGUGCGAGCCAAAUCAAAACGAGACGUGCUUGAGUUGCCCCGAGGACUGCGGUGCCUGCAGUCUAGAGGCCCGGGUCGGCGGGGCCAUCAUCGCAGUGGUCUUUCUCGUCUUCAUGGGGGCUGGCACCAUUGGCUUGUUUUUCUUCCGUCGAAGUCGACUAGCACUUUGGGAUAAUUCGUGGAUUGUUUUUCGUGAUAAAGUCACCAUAAUUGAACACGAAAGCCAAAAGGCCUCUCACACUAUGAUUGAGGAAAGUACGGAGGGCGCAGAGGGCGAGGCCGCAUCGAAGCCAUUUGUCUACGGAAAAAUUGGAGAUACUUUGGUAUCAAUCAAAAGCGUCGAACGUGACCAAGUUCUCCUGACCAAAAAACUUCGCAAGGAGAUAAAGACGAUGAGACAACUGAACCAUCGCAAUGUGUGUCAACUCGUGGGCAUUUGCCUGGAACCGCCCGAAAUAGUAAUCUACAUGGAAUACUGCCCCAAGAGAAGCUUGCGAGACGUCUUGCGCAAUGAGGUGAUGCCAACGAGUUGGGCAUUCAAGCUCUCGUUAAUUCAUGAUAUCGUAUCUGGGGUCGAACACCUACACACACACGGCUUCAUUCAUGGCCGUCUCAACACACAAAAUUGUGUUGUUGAUGACCGUUUAACUUGCAAAAUUACUGACUUUGGACUGGAGUGUCUUCGCUACAAUAAACCCGAAGACAAGUUGGAGACGUUUUUGGACGACCCACGAAACUGGGCAUUUAUUGCGCCGGAGUAUCGCGGUGAAACCGUCACACCACCGCACAUUCGGAUGGAUUCUUACAGUUAUGGAACGAUCAUGUGCGAAGUCGCUCAACUUCGUGAACUUAUAAAGUUCUGCUGGAGCCCGCCGGAGACACGGCCUUCAUUUGAUGUGAUUCGAAUGAAAAUGGAACUCAUCAAUCCCAGGCGAAAAAAUCCAAUUGACAUCAUACUCAGCCUUGUAAGUCUAUCACCACGCUUUAACUGUUUCCGACUGCAAUUUGGAUCGGCGGCUGAUUUUAAAACUCAUUAA
Molecule: messenger RNA, 1389 nt
Organism: Mesocestoides corti
Lineage: Eukaryota; Metazoa; Platyhelminthes; Cestoda; Cyclophyllidea; Mesocestoididae
Source: the annotation of a GenBank genome assembly